This is a messenger RNA of Pyrenophora tritici-repentis Pt-1C-BFP, 2268 nucleotides long. RefSeq lists its product as uncharacterized. The record is from RefSeq and is a predicted model, not a curated record. Lineage: Eukaryota; Fungi; Ascomycota; Dothideomycetes; Pleosporales; Pleosporaceae.
AUGAAGCGCAAAGUGGGCGCUUUGGAGAAGCUUGAGUCGGACCAUGCCGCGCUCAGGUUCAAGCUGAAGAGGGACCCCCAAUCUUACCGAGAUGACUUUGAGCAACAAUAUCAACAGUAUCGCACGCUGCUUGACUUGUUUCUUGCCGACCCAAGCACUACUGAUGGAGGACUUGUUGCGCUAAAAGAUCUCAUAGAAUUUGUAUCGCAUACCUCGAACCUCUAUCCCGAUCUUACAGCGCAAUUCCCUCAAGAUCUCAUAAACAUAUUGCUUCAACACCAUGAAGUGCUCGAGUUUGAUCUAAGAGACAAGGUUGUUAGCAGCAUAUGUCUGCUCAAGAACAAGGGCGUCAUAGACUCCGUCACGCUCCUCAAUACCCUAUUUCCCGUCUUGAUCACCACGCCUAGCAAGUCUCUGAGGAAACUCUGCUUCGAGAAGAUCAUCAGCGAUGUACGGUCAUCCAACUCAAAGACGAUCAACCACAAAGUGAACAAGGCACUUCAGACAACCUUGUUUAACUUGCUGGAAGCAGACAGCGCUGCACCGCGGGGAUUCUUGGCAGUCAAGAUCACACGAGAGCUAUGGAAGCGACAGAUUUGGACCGACGCGCGCACCGUUGAGGUGAUGCGAUUAGCAGCGUUGAGCGAUAACGAGAAGACCAUAGUGGGUGGUGUAAGGUUCUUCCUUGGUGGUGAUCAGGAGAGAGAAGCAGCCGCAGAGGAGAGCAGCGACGACGACAAUGACAUCGACAUGGCAAAACUGAGGCAUCAGGCGGGCAUUAACAAGAAGAGCAAAAAGAAGGCCCGAGAUCUGAAGCACGCCGCUGUCAGUCUAAAGAAGAAGGAGAAGAAGAAGCAUGCACCGCAUCCACUCAAUUUCUCAGCCCUUCACCUUUUGCACGAUCCUCAAGGUUUCGCCGAGACGCUCUUCUCGAAACAUGUCCAGAACUCCAAGAACAAGCUUGCGCUAGAAUCCAAGCUUCUGGUUCUCCAGCUUGUAACCCGACUUGUUGGUUUGCAUCAGCUUACAGUUCUCCCAUUAUACUCUUACUUCUUGAAGCAUCUUACUCCUCGUCAAAACUCAGUUACAAGCUACCUAGCUUGCCUAGCGCAAGCAACGCAUACCUAUGUGCCCCCAGAUGUUCUCGAGCCUUUGGUGCAAAAGAUUGCAAACGAGUUUGUUUCCGAAGCAUCAGCCUCUGAGGUUGCAGCAGCAGGAUUGAACGCCAUCCGUGAGAUUUGCGCAAGGCAGCCCCUAGCGAUGACGGAUACCUUGUUGCAAGAUUUGGUCAUGUACCGCAAAUCCAAAGACAAGGGCACUAUGAUGGCUGCCAAGGGUCUGCUAUCGCUUUACCGUGAAGUCGGUGCGGAUCUUCUCAAGAAGCGCGACCGUGGCAAGGACGCUUCAAUGGGAAUACGCGCCGGUACUAUCAAGGAGAAGCGCUACGGCGAGGAGGCCAUUGGCGAAAUCGAAGGCAUUGAGCUUCUCGAGAAAUGGAAGGAGGAGGAACGACGCAAGAAGCUCGAAGCAGCCGGUCUAGAUCCCGAUGCAGACAACGGCGAUGUCGUGCUCGAGGAUGACGACGAAGAAGACUGGAAGAAGUGGGACGUAGAAAGCGACGGCGACAGCGACGACUCCGGCGGCUGGAUCAACGUGGAAAGCGACGGCGAAGACAUUCAAAUCAGCGACUCAGAAGAUGAGAAAGAAAAGGACAGCCGCCCAUCCAAAAAAGCCAAACUCGACACCACCAAAACACCCACACCAGGCCCGGCAGCAUCAACAAUCUCUGAAAAGGAGGCCGAAGCCAACAAAUCAAUCUCCAAACUCCUCACGACCACCAUCCUCACCCCCGCCGACCUAAAACAACUUCAAGCCCUCCGCGCCUCCUCCACCCUCUCCUCCUCCCUCCCCUCCCACAAACGCGCCCAAAUCCUCGCUGCCCGCCACGCCGACGAAGCCAUCACCGCCGAAACAAUCGAACUCGCCGCCUCCAUCGGCAAGAAGAACACCAAAGAAGAGAAGAUUGCAAUGGCUAAAGCGGACCGCGACACCAACCACCAGUCCACGACUGCCAAGCGCAAGGAGAAGAAGGAGGCUGAGGGAAAGAGUACGACGAAUAAGGAGAAGGCGCGCAAGAAGAACUUUUUGAUGACGCUGGGUAAGGCGAAGAGUAAGAAUAAGAGGAGUUUGGGUGACGUUAAGAAGACGCUGCUUGGGCAUGUGGAAAGGAAGAAGAGGGGCGGGAAGAGGGGUAAUAAGGGGAAUUAG